GUGAUACUUGUCAAACUAUAAGGUGUCAUUACCGUCCACUGACAGAGCUUAUACCUCCACAACAUGUUGAACAUUACUAAGUGACAUGUUUAACGCUAGCUACUUCAUUUCAUAUCAAGUUAUGUGGUCUAAAAACACCUCCAUGCUGUGGUUUCGCUAGCUAAUGUCGUCGCUACACUUCCGUGGUAGCUAAGAAUGAACUGUGUGAAGCAGUCUGACAGCGACAGGUGGUGAUAACAGACCAGCCUAAUCCAGGCACCAGCCAACUAGAGAGCCUGGCCUUUGUUUACCUGCUUCUCAGGUAAGACGUAAAAGGUGAGCAGGGGGCAGGGCCACCCACGCCGUAGAAGGGAUGCCUGUGGAGGGCGGAAGCAGCAGCGGCUCUGCUUCGGCGGCCCGUCACCCCAAGCAGAAGCGAAAGGCUCACAGUUUGUCUAUUCGGCGCACCAACAGCACAGAGGAGAGGCCAGCCGGCAUCCUGAGAGGAGAUAUGCUGGAGGGACAGGACUCCAAGCUGCCCCUCUCCUUACGCAACAACCUUCUUGACCUUUUUGGCCAGAUUGAGCGCGAGUUUGAAAAUCUCUACAUUGAAAACCUUGAAUUACGCCGGGAAAUUGACUCUCUGAACGAGCGUCUGACCGGAGACGGACAGAUUAUUGAGGGAGGAGACCCAACCAAGGGAGCUCUGAAAACAAAAGCCAGCCACAGCACCAGUCAACUGUCACAGAAGCUGAAGACGACCUACAAAGCCUCUACCAGCAAGAUUGUGUCCAGUUUUAAAGCCACCGCAGGGUCCCGGGCUUUGUGCCAGCUGCUCAAGGAGUACGUGGGCCACCGGGAUGGGAUCUGGGACCUCAGUAUCACCCGAACUCAACCAGUAGUCCUGGGCACCGCCUCCGCAGACCACUCAGCUCUGCUGUGGAGUAUAGAGACUGGGAAAUGUUUGCUGAGGUAUGCUGGCCAUGCAGGAUCAGUCAACUCCAUCAAGUUCCACCCCACAGAGCAGAUGGCCCUCACAGCCUCUGGGGACCAGACGGCUCACAUCUGGCGCUACAUGGUGCAGCUUCCUGCCCCCCAGCCACCACCAGAUGUCAGUGCUCCAUGUGAUGACGACCAGGACUCGUCAGACAGAGAAGAAGGUGAAGUGGAUGGCGAGGGUCCUUGCGAGGUCCCCACUGUCCGGGUCGCUACAGCAACCCUGAAGAGCCACCAGGGUGUAGUGAUCGCAGCUGAUUGGUUGGUGGGAGGCCGACAAGUGGUGACAGCUUCCUGGGAUCGUGCUGCCAACCUGUAUGAGGUGGAGACGUCUGAACUGGUUCAUGCACUCACUGGACACGACCAGGAGCUGACCCACUGCUGCACCCACCCCACCCAGCGGCUGGUGGUCACCUCAUCCAGAGACACCACCUUCAGACUGUGGGACUUCAGAGAUCCAUCCAUCCACUCUGUCAACGUCUUCCAGGGACACACUGACACGGUGACGUCGGCAGUGUUCACGGUGGGUGACAACGUGGUUUCAGGGAGUGACGACCGCACCGUCAAGGUGUGGGAUUUGAAGAACAUGAGGUCGCCUAUAGCAACCAUCCGCACUGACUCAGCUGUGAACAGGAUAAGCGUCUCUGCCAACCAGAGGAUCAUCGCUCUACCACACGACAAUCGACAAGUCCGACUGUUUGACAUGAGCGGAGUGAGGCUGGCCAGACUUCCACGCAGCAACAGAAUGGGUCACAGGCGAAUGGUGUGUUGUACGGCGUGGAAUGAAGAGAACCAGUCGUGCAACCUGUUCACCUGCGGCUUCGAUCGACAGGCCAUCGGCUGGAACAUCAACAUCCCUGCCCUGCUGCAGGAGAAGUGAUGACGCACACACACACACACACAGAAACACAGUUAAGUAGGAGACGGUACACAUAAACACUGUAAUCUGUGGCCUCGCACACGCUAGUAUGUUUAAAGUGGUUACCCAGUGAAGCAUUUUAGUUGUCAUGUUACUUUUGAGGAUGUAGCCAUUAAGGUUGAUUUGAUAAGAGCAUAUUCCCCAGAUGAAUUACUCUGUCAUUUAUUGUUACAGUUGCAACCUGCAGAACAUCUCCAGGUGUUAAAUGACUGACAUGGUUUAAGCGUUUUAAAGUCCAGAGGCCUGUACUACGAAGCAAGUUCAACAUACCCAGGCUAUCUUUUCGUUACCUGGCUUAACUAACCCUACCAAACAUGAUCCCGCUAUGCUGUCCUACGGCGCAGGUUAUCAACUCGGUAAAUCAGCCCAGGGUUUCUCAAUCAAAGGAAGAGCAAACUAUAGUAUUUGACAAAUACGAAUAAAUUAAACACAUAAUCCAGGCUUAAAGUAACACAGUUGAAGCUGCCAAAUGCAGGAAGGACAGCUUGCAAAAGAAAAAAUUGCCGAUGUGUGAAUGAUUAAAUUAACACACUUCUAAUUAAUUUAACAGAAUACUCAAAAGUCAGAUAUAGUCAUCUAGAUAUUAUAAAAAGCUUUCAGAGAAUAAUGGAUGAAUACACCACACUUCAUUACGUCAUUUAACAACAAUGUGGCGUGUAGGACUAUUUCAGCCUUCUCUCAGCUCCGACUGCGGCGGUGUCAAACGGACUUGAGAGCAAGUCAAAAAAACAAAAACAUAAUACAAAGCGGUAAGCACUCACAGCAUACAGCCAGCUGUCCUUCCUGUAUUUGUCAGUUUAAACUGUGUUGCUUUUAGCCUGGAUAUGUGUUUAAUUUAGUAGGCGGUGCUUUCAUAAAUUGAUCUCUAAUCUCGAACAUAACAUGCUCCAGAGCAGGUUAUAUGUUCAGCAUAAAUUACCAUGGCGAUCUACCCCGGUAAGAAGUGAACCACCGUCGUAGGACGGAAAACCCAGGAUUAACCCUGAAGUCACCUCGCUAACUCCAAAUCCUGCUUCGUAGUCCAGGCCUCUGGUGUGUGAGAGGCCACAGAACUGAUCUCCUGCAUUUGACCCUUUCACUUAUUUAGCAUGCGUUGUGAAUUGUGACACGGCUAGGCUGAUUCUUUCGUUCCUAGCCUAUUUUUGUUUUAAAGUAUAAAAGUAUAUAUUUGACUCCACAGUCAUAGGCUGCUGUUCACAUCACUGUUGUUUAGUUACUGCUGAAUGGUUGCUCUUGCAUGUAGAUAAUCUCAGUUUGCAAAUGUUACUUGUAAAGAUGUGAUAAAACAAUUAUACGGCCAGGAGAGUUUGUAGAAUAUGAUAUAAAGAAGGUGUGUAUAUAUUAUGUCGUGGCCUGAUUAAGUGACCUGUGUUGCAGGUUGUUGCUAUUUCAUGGAUUUAGUGUCUUACAGUUAUCUACCUUAUUGAGGGUGGAGUUUGGCAGAGGUAGCGUGGUUCUGUGAAAUGUUUUUAUCCUUUUUAGUCGGACUUGAAAUAUUUGUUAUCAUGGAACAAAACAUACAAUAUUCAGGCCGGCCAGAUUACCUGUGCAGCAUGCAGGCUGCUGGGUCAUUCAGUUGUCUUAAAAUGUUUCAGGAUCUGCUGUCCUGUGAAGGUUUUCAUUGAUUUAAGAUGUGAGUACUUGCCUAUUACCUUUGAUGCUUUCAAUUCACAGCCAGCCUCCAUAUUUCCAGAUUUUGUGGUCAAUAUUACAAAAGAUACUGUAACUCUGCCUUGUUCCAUGUUUACAGUAGGAUUUUAAUUUUUAAUGUAUUGCUCUAGUCUGCCUCUCCGUUAGACUGCAAAGUGUCAAGAGCACAGCAAUAAUGGGAAAAUGACAGCACUUCUGUCGUUCACAAAUCUUUUGUAGGUCUGUGAAUGGGAUGUGUUCAACAUAAUCAUAAUCUAGUGUUCCCUAUAUGUUGCAGGUUUAUGUGAUACUACUUUUAGCCAUAAGAUGCGCCCAUAUUUGCUCGGUGUCAGUGAAAUACAGACCCAUCCUCUUCAGCCCGUGUUGCCGUAAUGUGUCAUCCCCAACUUGUUGCUUACUGGUCACUUCUGUGCUUGAGUAAAAGCCUGUCAAUAUGAAGUUAUAGUGUUUACACUUUGCAUUGAACCCUUAGCCUUGUAUGACCUCUUGGACCUUUUGUUGUAGAUGGCGCUGUUAAGUCUGUGAGAAGCACUCUUUAUACAAAUUCAGAAGCAAUAACCCAACUCCUUUAUGUUUCCGGUGCUCAGAGUGAAGCCCAUUUCUGUCUUGGAAAUCAGUGAAUAUGAGUUGAAAUACACACUGAAUCUAGGGCUGCACGAUUAUGGCCAAAAUACUUAUCACGAUUAUUUUUGCUCUACAUUGAGAUCACGAUUAUUUAUCACGAUUAUUCAUAGAUUUUAGGAACAAAAUAUUUUGAUUGCAAAUUCACAUUUAAAUAAACAGAGCGCUGCUUUCACUUCAAUGUUGUGCUAAAUUAAAACCGUCAAAAAUUCUAAAUGUUGUCCUUUUACUUUGUUAUUGUCAUGUAUAUUGGUUAUUUGCAUAAAAAUACAAAUUAUUUAAUUUUUAUUAAUAAAAAAAAUCUUGAAUUAGUAGUUCUAAUUGUAUUUUAGAAGCUGCUUAGACGUAGUAUUAGGAAGUUAAACAGGUCAUAAUUCCUUCUCUAUUACCUGCUUUAUAGUGCUGUGAAAACAUCUCCUUCAAACAACUGCAGUUAUUCGCCAAAAACUCAAUUUUACAAGAUUACAUUUGAACGCAUCAUGACAGCGUUAUAAAUCUACCAUCGCCCUGUCCUCGGUUUACUCGAGGCCUAUUGAAAGAGGCUGGGUCAUGUGUCAUCAACGCGUCACAUCUUUGGGAUACAACACAUGCGCCGUAAAAUCUGGUCAGCACUGUCCGAAAUUGAGCCAAUCGCAACGCACGACCGCAACUCCAGUUACACUAUGCAUGUGUUAUACCCCAAGACCCGUGCCCGCCCAUGUCCCGGCCUCCUUCAAUAGGCCUUGAGUUUACUGAGUAGUGCUUUAACGCACCAUAACGGCGCCGUGUAGCAUGUAACUCCGCUGCUGUCACUGAUCACUAAGCGGCAUCAUGGGAAUAAAUUACAAUAUAGGGAGAGUCUGAUUAAGUUAGUUGUUCUUAAAAGGUAUAAUACGUAACCGUUGUCGGCAUUCAAAGUUAGCUCCUCCUCGUCGGAUCAACGAGCGAGGGAGAGAGAGGGAUCCGUGGUGGUCAAGCGAGCUAUAGAGUGAACGGAGAGAGGGACCGCAGUGAAAACAAAAGCAAUAAAUCAGAGAAAGAAAACGUUAUUUUCUGAUUGUUUCCCGGCGGUUACGUUCUAAAACGAUUAGGUUUAUGACUACUUGUUGGUUGUUUUAAGUUUGUUCCUCCACAACUUAUUUUGGACAAGCGGGCGUGACAAAUUACAGCUUUUUGUCUUCUUCGCUUACUGAAGAACUUCCACACCGACGACGUGUGACAUUACUGACUAUGCCGACGUAAAACCUUCAUGUGGCGGCUGCACAUGUAUCUGACCAGCAAAAAACGGAUAUAUUUGCACAUGAGACUGAUGAAAACCUUCUGGGUCUGUUAGUUUAGGAAGCGCUUGAUUUAUGCAGCAGAGUUUUCUAUGAGCACAGCACGUAUUAUAAACGUCAAUAUCACGGCGAUCGUGUUCAUUUAAUUGUGGGAAACCAAAAUGGUGAUUGCGAUUAAUAUUGGAUUAAUUGUGCAGCCCUGACUGAAUCUCAGUUUAAGAACUAGAUCUGGGCUUGACCGGAAUCCAGAAAAGUCUUUAUUUUUUACACUUGUGCAAUAUCCCUAAACAUGAAGUCAUACUGUAGUUUUUGAUCUUCAAAUGUUUAACAUAGUUCAGUGCUGUAAACCCCAUAAAAUGACUUUAUGUACUUGUGUGACUGGUGUAGAUGUAGCUCAGUGUAUAUAGGUGUGCAUAACUUACCCCAAAGUUGACUUCAGACUUCAGUCAGGAUGGAUUUUGAAGUAGCGUGAACCUAAAGAUGUAAAACACGUAUUGAAAUGCCUUACCAUUGCAUUAAAAAUGGUGUAUUAGCCUUAUCCAUCUGAGCAUCAAUGCACUUUUCCAAAUGCUUGUUAAAUAACUAAUUGUGUUCCACUGCACCAUGCAGAUAGGAUUUUUAUUCCUGUUCCAUUCAGGGAACUCAAUCACGCGCCCACUGAUAUCAAUGUCAUUUUAAUCUGCAGGUAGAAAGGAAAGUCCGAUUUGGCGCCCCACAUAUGAAUUCCAACUCGGAGGAAAUAUGAUUUUGGAUUGAUAAAUUAAAUUAUUGCGUGCCAGAUUGUAGGGGGGGUAAAAAAGUGGAUAGGCUUCGCUUCAUUGUAGCGAAUCAUAUUCACCUCAAACUUCAUUAUGUGAUCUACUUUACAUACUUUAUUGUGAGGAGUACGUGCUCUCUGACGCUUUCCAAUAAAAUGUGUGAUUUCCUUUCCCAGUCA
This is a messenger RNA of Sebastes umbrosus (honeycomb rockfish), 6358 nucleotides long. RefSeq names its product WD repeat-containing protein 37-like. NCBI's taxonomy places the organism in Eukaryota, Metazoa, Chordata, Actinopteri, Perciformes, Sebastidae. The coding region runs from base 353 to 1855 and encodes 500 amino acids. The record is from RefSeq and is a predicted model, not a curated record. Gene Ontology annotation, molecular function: protein binding. Gene Ontology annotation, cellular component: preribosome, large subunit precursor. The transcript is spliced from 14 exons.